AUGGAAAAGCUGAUUAAAUUAAAAACUCUGAAUUGUCAUAUUACAUGUAAAAUAUGUAGAGGGUAUUUAGUGGAUGCUACGACUGUAACAGAAUGUUUACAUACAUUUUGCAAAAGCUGUCUUGUGAAACAUUUAGAAGAGAACAACAGUUGUCCUACUUGUCAAAUUGUUAUACAUCAAUCGCAUCCAUUGCAGUAUAUAAGUUUUGAUCGUACAAUGCAGGAUAUUGUAUUUAAAUUAGUACCAGGACUUCAGCUGGAUGAAACAAAGCGUGAAAGGGAAUUUUAUAGAAUCAGAGGCCUACCCUAUCCUAAAGAAGUCCCGGCUGGUACUGAAAUUGAUGAUGAUAAGACAGCACAAGAUCAAGCAGCAGCAGAUUCUGACUACCAUAGAGCAGAUGAACAAGUAAAUAUCGGUUUGGAAUGUGUUGCAUCACACUUGAAGUCAUUAAAGAAAAAGUUCCUAAGAGUGUCAUCUCAGGCCACUAUUACACAUCUUAAAAAGUUCAUCGCUGUGAAAGUACUUGAUGGAUCGGAUAAAUACAGAGACAUUGACAUCUUGUGUAAUGAUGAAUUGUUGGGAAAAGACCACACUCUUAAAUUUGUAUAUGUAACAAGAUGGCGAUUCAGAGAACCUCCUUUAAAACUUCAGUAUAGACCAAAAUUAGAUUUGUAA
Macrosiphum euphorbiae (potato aphid) is the source of this 675-nucleotide messenger RNA. The record is from the annotation of a GenBank genome assembly. NCBI's taxonomy places the organism in Eukaryota, Metazoa, Arthropoda, Insecta, Hemiptera, Aphididae.